AUGUUCCGAGUCGAUGGUCCGCUGUCAUUUGUCGACGCGUUAUACGCUCCACCACCACCUCCUCCGCCUCCUCCACCUCCUCCACCACCGCCUGCAGCUCCUGCUUACGUACAAGCUCCUCCGCUCGCUCCAUCGUUGCCAUUGUUUGGCGGAAUGCAGCAGCCAUAUGCAGUACCUUCUCUUCCACAAGGUGCUGGUGGCGCUGGUUCUGGUCAAUUUCCUAGUGCUGGACCUAGUUUGCAGCCCUCGCCAGUAGUACAACCAUCUGGUCUUCCAUACGUCGCGGCUCCUGCAGGUGCAGCUGGACCAAGCUUCGGUGGAGUGUACGCUAACCCACCAUCGUUAAGCAAGAGUUUGGAGGAUACAAAACUGUCGACUGACAAUGGCAAAAUACAGGCUCAGACUAGGCUAAAAGCGCGGGCUAAAUUCGGGCUAAAAGCGCAAUUUUUAUCUACAUGUUAUGCUACUCGUUUUGGAGCAUGGGUGAUUAGAGAUUAA
This is a messenger RNA of Angiostrongylus costaricensis, 498 nucleotides long. Lineage: Eukaryota; Metazoa; Nematoda; Chromadorea; Rhabditida; Metastrongylidae. The record is from the annotation of a GenBank genome assembly.